AUGGCGCCUGUAUCCCGGUCCCGUUAUCCUGAGGAUUCCCCGGGCUCUCGGAGACGGAAACGGAGACGCAGCUCAUCUGGGAGCCCGCCAUCCGCGCAAGCCAGACGCUCCUCUCGGAGGGGCCGCUCCCGCUCUCAGCCCCGGGACCGUGAGGGCCUAAGGCCUCCAUGGGGUGUGUCGGGCGUCGGCGCUCCUCACACACUUAGAUGCUCUGGGUCGCGAGAGCGACUCCCUGGGCUCCGCAACUACAUUUUUUCAACUUCCUCUUCUGUCUGUUAUGACGGAUACCGCUACCAUCAUCACCACUAUGCUGGCAACCGGCAGUGGGCUGAAGACUAUGAAGAGGAGAGGGAGGAGAGCCGUCGUCAGAGACGGCUGAAAGAGAGAGAGAGGAUUGGGGAGUUGGGAGCCUCUGAGGUAUGGGGUCUGUCUCCAAAAUGCCCUGAGCCAGAUUCUGAUGAACAGACUCCAGUUGAGGAUGAAGCAAAGACUCAGAAGAGCAGCAGUUCAGAUUCUAGCUGGGAAGAAGAGAAAAGGAAAAAGAAGGCCAGUCAUUCAAAAAACAAGAAAAAAAGAAAGAAGAAGUCAUCCAGAAGAAAACAUAGGAAGUAUUCUGAUGCUAGUGACAGCAGUUCAGACUCUGACACUAAUUCUAGCUUUGGUAAUGAUAAAAAGAGAGCCAGAAAGGCCAAGAAGAAAGAGAAGAAAAAGAAGCACAGAACCAGAAAAUACAAGAAAAAGAACAGUAAGAAGACUAAAAAAGAAUCUAGUGACUCAACCUGUAAGGAUUCAGAAGGGGAGUUGCCAGAAGAUAUGUGGAUCGAGCAGUCAAAGAUUGCAGAUACCAUGGGUUUAGUAGGCCCAGAAGCACCUAUAAUACACUCCUCUCAAGAUGAGAGACCUCUGAACUAUGGCCAUGCUCUACUCCCAGGUGAAGGUGCAGCUAUGGCUCAGUAUGUAAAAGCUGGAAAGCGUAUCCCACGAAGAGGUGAAAUCGGGCUGACAAGUGAAGAGAUCGCGUCAUUUGAAUGCUCAGGUUAUGUCAUGAGUGGUAGCAGGCAUCGCAGAAUGGAGGCUGUACGACUGCGGAAAGAGAACCAGAUCUACAGUGCUGAUGAGAAGAGAGCCCUUGCAUUCUUUAACCAAGAAGAGAGACACAAGAGAGAGAAUAAGAUUCUAGCCAGUUUCCGAGAGAUGGUGUACCGAAAGACAAAAGGGAAAGAUGACAAAUAA
Messenger RNA from Orycteropus afer afer, 1233 nucleotides. RefSeq names its product NFKB activating protein like (gene NKAPL). The record is from RefSeq and is a predicted model, not a curated record. Bases 1 to 1233 code for a protein of 410 amino acids. The transcript has a single exon. NCBI's taxonomy places the organism in Eukaryota, Metazoa, Chordata, Mammalia, Tubulidentata, Orycteropodidae. Gene Ontology annotation, molecular function: chromatin binding. Gene Ontology annotation, biological process: regulation of gene expression. Gene Ontology annotation, cellular component: nucleus.